Antrostomus carolinensis (chuck-will's-widow) is the source of this 645-nucleotide messenger RNA. Its product is annotated as protein PRRC1-like. Gene Ontology annotation, biological process: activation of protein kinase A activity. Lineage: Eukaryota; Metazoa; Chordata; Aves; Caprimulgiformes; Caprimulgidae. The transcript has 3 exons. Gene Ontology annotation, molecular function: protein kinase A regulatory subunit binding. The annotation marks the transcript as partial. The record is from RefSeq and is a predicted model, not a curated record. Gene Ontology annotation, cellular component: cytoplasm.
CUUUGUCAAGUCCCCUCGCUACACCAAGCAUGACAUCUUCUCCUGCGUACUCACCACCCUUGCCAGCUGGAGUGUCUCCACUUCCUUCUCCUGUGACUUCAGCUUCUCUUCCACUUGUGCCUUCUGCAACAGUUUCUGCUGUUGCACCACCUCUAACUCCUGCCCCACCUUCUGUUGCCCCUUCAGCUUUUAGUACCUCUGUGUCCCAGUUCUCUACAGCUCCUCCAUUAAGCUCUGCUACUGGCCCUGGUCUUCCUGCUCCUCCCACUUGUCCUCCCAUUUCAGGAUUUUCCAUGUCUUCAACCUAUGACAUUACCAGAGGUCAUGCUGGUCGAGCACCGCAGAGCCCACUGAUGCCAUCGUUUUCUGCACCUCCAGUCACGGGUGUUUUGGCAGAUCCUAUUACUCAACAAGCAACUUCCUCAUCACAUUUGGCUCCUGGAACAGGUUCUACAAUCACUUUUCCUGAGGAACGUGAAGACCCCAGAAUAUCUACUGCCCAAGGUGGAGCACCUGCUGGAGGGCUGUGGGGGUUUAUAAAGGGUGUAGCUGAAAAUCCCAUGGUGAAGUCUGUUCUUGAUAAAACCAAACAUUCAGUGGAGACCAUGAUCACAACGCUGGAUCCUGGCAUGGUUCCCUAUAUCA